CCCUUGCAGCGGACAGGUGACACCUUCCGUCUGAUUAUCCCGAGAGUUCACUGGUACACCUGCUUUUCAGGUGUCAACACACACGCAUGCUGAAGGAACGAGGUGAUUUGCGACUCACACCACAAAACCGCGGUCAUCCUCAUGAGACCUGCGGCGUCAUGAGAUCGGGCUACAUUUUCCUGCUGCUUUACCUCUUGUGGGGCUGCUUUGGGCCAUCUAGCGAACAAGGAGAGGCAACCUGCAACUCGACCACCCAGGAACGAGAUGCAGCCUCAUGCUUCCUCCAGUGUGUGGGUUCGCCUGCAUCAAACACUGGCCGGGAUCACAUGCGGAAUCUGAAAGGAAUGCUGGAAGCGGCAAUAGACGUUUAUACAUUCAUGAGAUCCAGCGCGAGGGGAGCGGACAUCAGCCUGCAGGGGGGGCUCUUUUUGGACCCUGACGCGGAGCCUCUCCACAAUGAAGCCCUGGUAGAGAUGUGGAUGGAGGUCAAGAUGAAACCGCUGUUGAAGUCAAUCAACAGACACGUCCUGGCCUGCCUCAGCACCAAGAACUUCAGCUGCUCCACCUACCAAACAAUGGUGAAGGAGCUCAGCCAGCAUUUCUCUGAGAUGAUUCCUGCCAGACAAAAAUGGAUCUACUCAUUCUUCAUGUAUCCCUACCUGUCACGAAACGGAGUCAAUGGUUGCGUGAAUUCAAACGAGAGCAGUGAAGAAUGGCUGAUGAAGAAUUUUGGAUCCUUCAGGGUCAUGGCUAGAAUAUACGACUUACCAGCGCUUAACAUAGUUUUCAGUGGUCUGGAAGUUCUUCACCUGCUGUCUCCGGCGCAGAAGGCUGAGCUGCUUUUGAGGCCCGAAGUGGCGGAUUUGACCAACGAAUCCCUCUCCCUAGUCUUCCACAGUUUGAUGGCAGAUCGCCCACCAGCCUACACCGCGGAUUCUGGAGGGAACCACAACUGGAACGAGUCUGGAUACCCUCAACCGACAUAUAGCCCGUAUUUACCUCCAUCCCCUCACAACACUCUCAGAGAGGUGAUCCAAGGCAUCACGAUGGCUUUCAGACCAAUCAAGAGCUUCGUUCAUAGUUUUGUCACCUUCACCAAACAGAGAAAUGUGUCGGAAAUAAGAAGCAGCACCCUGAUGCAGUUCCUGCUCAACUGGACUCUAGUGGAGAUGGCGAGUCACUACAGGCCCAAUCCGGCACCCGUCGCACUGGAGGCGCCAGAAUUGGACAAGAUGGAGGGCUGGUACCGAAGCGUCGUCCUACCCAUACUGCGGAGGUUUUCCCACGACGACGAAUACCUGAUGAGUGACCACCUCAUGCUCACCUUCCAACACGUGUUCUACUUGGAUCACAAUGCGGACAAUGGAACAGCCGACGUCCAAGAUGUUUGCAGCGUCACUCUUGAUGGAAAUCCUUGUGGGUUGACAGAUGCGGUGGGAAACGUGGCACGCAUUAUGCACUGCACAGCUCGUACCAACCUGACCAUGUCAGAGGGUAACAUCAUGAGACUGAUUUUGGAGCUGACGGAACGUCUCAAUUUACUGAUACAGGAGUUUGCCACAGCUAACUUCACUGAGGUGGCGUCUGACUUCCGGGAGAUCUUUAGCGAGGCCAACUCUCCCGCUCUUACUCAGGAAAACCUGCAAGACCCGCAAUUCGUCACCAUGUGGUUCCAUAUCAAGCUGUCACCCCUCCUUCCCAACAUAUCCGCCGACUUGCUCUCCUGCCUGAGCAACAACAACUUCUCCUGUCCCGCCUACCAAACCCUUGUUGCUCUCCUCAGUAAACACGUGAGCUACUUGGAUCCCCUUGCGAUGCACCACCAAAACAUCUACACGCACUUCAUCUACUCAUUCCUGUGGCGUCACAACAUGUCCGACCCAUGUUUCUCAGCUAAUAACAGCAAAGAAUGGCUGCGGAAGAAUUUCGGUUCCUUCUCACAAGUCGCUAACAUCACAGACUUCUAUAACCUCAACCCAAACUUCUUAGGAUUGGAGGUACUGGACCAGCUGACUCCAAGACAGACAGCCCAACUGAUGCUGCUGCCUCUCCCGACUCCUCCCGAGAAGGACGUCGUCGUCAGACAAGUGUUCGCAUUCCUGCUGGAGUCCCCCAGAGAGAGGAGGCUUCAAGAGGUCUUGCAUGAGCUGGUCUUGCUGGCUACGGAGGUCAGCUUUCCCUGUGCAGUCUACAAACCCAUUCUUGAGCAGUUGCAAAGAGUCAUAGUUUCUGUGCCUCCUGACAUGGAAUUCCUCAUUCGGAAGAAAGUGGACCAACUCAUCCAAUUCACGCCGGAAGAGUGUGUGCCUGACAACAUCAAGUGCUUGAUGAUGCAGAUCAAUGCGACAGACGUCUGCAAGGGAAUCAACAGCUCCGACCUUCAUUUGGCCCUGAGUACAUCUGCGGACGUCCCCUGCAACUUUACCUUGGAAGAAUACGCGUGUGCACAGCUGCAGAACUUCACGGCCAAUCAGCUGGCGUCUCUUCUGUUGUGUAAUCUGCCCAGCAACAGCAAACGUUCUGUAGUGCUAUGGAAGACACUGCUCAAUAAUAUUUCCCCCAUCUUGGAUCCGGCUUUGGACAUCCUAGCCAGCAUGCCCGAGAACGCAAUCGGACCUUCGGCGCCUGAGAUUCUGGAUGUGAUCGGUGAGAUCCGCGUGGCGCUGCUGAGCGACAGUCAGCUAAAGAACGGCAGCGUCAUCGCUAAGUGGUUUUUGGGGCGUCUGAAGGGCUUCCUGCCAAGGGCGUCUGCCAAUUUCCUACGCUGUCUGAGCCACAGGAACCUCAGCUGUCAAUCGUACCAGCAAAUCCUGGGCGUCUUCAAGCAACACUAUGACAUCAUCCCGGAGAGGCAGCGGAUUGUGAUCUUGCGGGACUUCGUCAUGAGUUUCCUGUCUCGUCCAUUCUCAAGCUCAGGUUGCCUAUUGGGAUUCAACAACAGUGCAGAGUGGCUGAUGGCGAAUGUGGGUCCAUUUUCCCAGUUUUUGACCCUCAAGGAGAUUCUGCAGCUCAACUCUGAGUUCAAUCCUCUGGAGGCCCUGCCUCUUCUGUCUUCACGGCAACGGGUAGAGCUGCUGUUCACUCCGCUACCCGCUCUCCUUGAGACAGACGUCAUCAACGCGCUGUUUGAUCAACUGACCGACUCGCCCGAGGAAUAUUUGAAAAUCCCUGAAUUCCUCACACACCUUCUUGGUUACCUUCAGCCGCCGUUCAAAGGAAACCUUUCCUGUUCCUCAUACAAAACACUUUUCACAAGGCUGGACUUGGCCGUGGCGACUGUUCCUCUCCACGUGGCGUCGUCCAUCACCUCCAGUAAGGUGGAGCUGGUCGAGCUCGUUCCGCCUGGUUGCAUCAUAUACAGUGGAGAGUGCACUGUAACUCCAAUCAAUGCCACCGAGAUAUGUAUGGGAGUAAACAGCACAGCACUCCAACUCCAACUGGAUAGCGGGACACAAGAAGGACGUUUCUGCGACUUUGCCGCGGAGCAAGUUGCGUGUGCAUCGCUGGCAGUGCUAACAGCUCCGGAUCUGGCCAUGAUCUUUACAUGUAGCCGCUUGGCAAACUCCAGCGGCUCUGUACCCGUCUGGAAGCUCCUCCUCACCGAAUCCUUUCAUUUGCUGAACCAGUCUCUGGACCUUCUCGCCAACAUGACCUUUAACCCCCGGAAUCCUGCUGCCUCCGCGAUUUUGGACGCUAUCCGUGAAGUACAACUGGACGCCUUGCCUGGAGCAUACGUCAACGAUCCCGACCUUAUCGAGCUCUGGUUCAACCGCAGGCUUCGUCCAUUUCUCCACGCAGUAUCGCCUGACUUCCUGUCAUGUCUCACCACCAAGGACUUGAACUGCAGCAGCUACCAACACAUUGUGCAGGCUCUGAGUUACGUCCAGCCAAACAUGAGCAUCGCCGUACAGACGUCGGUUUUAACACGCUUCAUCAAGAUCUUCUUGACCCGCAAGGACACAGACGAUCCCGGCUGCAUCACCCACAGCAAAAACAGCAGCGAAUGGCUGCAGUUGAACUUGGGCGCCUUCUCCCACCUGGUGCUCAUCAGCGAGCUUAAGAUGCUUCAUUCCAACUUCUCAGCGUUCGAGGCCCUACCGCAAUUAACGGUGAGACAGCUGGCUGACCUGGCCUCCAUGCCGGAUCAACUCACCAGCCCUGCCCAGGUUGCCAUGGUGAUGAAGCAUGUCCCAGACCGGCUGCUGCCCGCCUUCUUUGACGACUUCUCGCCCUCUAUCAUGGGUAAUGAAAGCAAAUAUACCGCCCCAGUGAGGUCAGCCAUGUUGGAGGUUGUGUUCGAUCGUGCGAAGCUCUUCGAUCCAACCGUCAACGACUCGGUGGUCUCAGUGUGGCUCCUGGUUCGACUGCCCCCCCUGCUCUUCCAACUAUCUCCUCAGCACGUUUCGCCGUUUUUCAAAAUCCUGGCGGCCAAGAACUGCAGCGUCGAGCAGCAAGGAGUUAAGGGCCUCAAUGACACCAUCUCAAGUCUCAGUGAAGUCACACAGAAGGAAAUACACAACCACAUCAUUCAGACUCUCCAAGGACCAGCCCCUCUGCGUUGCUAUGGCAGCAACCAAAGUUACUACCUCUUCCUGGAGAGUUCAUUUAUGGGCUUCCAGCUACCCAACCUGACUACCUUCCUGUCCCUCAUUCCUCAGGACCAAACGAAACAGUUGGUGAACUCCAUAACUCCAUCCGAGCUUGGCGACUACCUCCGGCAGCCUGACAUCGUUGACAAAGAUGCCGAACUUUGCUCCAUCUUCAGCAACUACCUCAAGACACCCUCGUUCUUGGAGAAGGAGACACUCCCGGCGGCGGUGAGGAGGCCGACGCUACCCUGCGUCUGGCCUACGGCUCUCGGCAGUUCCACCAGAUCAGAUGUCAAAGCCUGGUUUGACCGACGCCUCGCUAACUACUUGAAUUUCCUCACAAGGGAUCUCAUCAAAAACGUCACGACAUACAACACCUCCUGCCUGGCCUUUCAGAAGUUUGUGUCGGUUCUUGGCAUGUUCAACUUCUCUGCUGUGGACUUUGUGAGGCGAGACGUGUUCGACACCGUCACGACCUACCUCAACUCAGCGUCGGAGCCGAAGUGUUACAACCCAAGCGACCCAGAGCUCAACUCAACAGCGUGGUUUGCCGAAUACAUCGGACCCUUCAUUGAAUUCAUCACUCUGGAAGAUCUUCUUACAUUCGGAUCCACAGAGGUUCUCCAGGUGUUCACGGUGGACCUCCAGAACAUCGCCAUCUUCAACCAAAUCGCCUUACCUGUCAACGUCACCAGCUACUACACACAGCUGUUAUACAAGCAGGACAGCAACUUCAACCCCUUACUCCUUCCUCUGCUGUUCCGCUGCUUCGUGCCGGGGAUGGCGUUCAGCCAGUUGUCGGCAGAUGAAAGCAUGAUAGUUCUGCACAACCUGACCACCCUGUGCACUGACCUGGAUCCGCUGGUGGCCUCUGCUUUGGCAGAUAACCUUGGCGACGAGCUUGACGCUGCUGCCAUCGUGGCCCUUGGCCAACAAAGCACCGCCAUGUCAGUGGGCCAGAUCAGGACGAUCGCCUCCAAAGAUCUACAAGAGGCCCUGAGCACAAUGAGCAAUGUGUCGGGCUGGCGUGAAGGCCAGGCCAGGGCCAUUGUAUUUGCUCUCAUGUCCUCGGGGCUCAUAGAGAUCAAGGACGCCUCGUCACUGUUGAUGCUGGGCUCUCUGGCCAUCGGCGUGCCUGCAAAUACUUUCGGCGACAUCGACGGAUCGCAGCUGAUCACCGCAUCCAAGGACCCGACGUUCCUGAUGCACUUCACAACCGCCCCACGGAUCAUCCAGCAGGUGUUCGUGUCGCAGAUCAUCUCAGUGAACAGCAAUAGCGACGUGAUCGUGGAGAACGUUCCAGACGAUUUAGCGACAGAGAUUCCCGGCUCUCUGCUUCUGGGCCUUAGCCCCAAUGAGAACGUUUUGUCCAAGCUCAACAGGAAGAAAUGGAAACACGAGCAGGCCGAGUUGUUCUUCGAUGUUAUCGCCAAUGAAUUGGCGACGACGGUGCUGGGAAGUGUAGACAAUUUGUCGUCGUCCGUGCUGCAAGGCUUCACGUGCACUUCGGUGAGGACCUUCAAAAAGUCGCAAGUCAAGAAGCUGAUCCAGGCGUGCCGCAGGAAAGGCAAGAACAAGGUGAAGCUGGUGGAGACUCAGCUAACCUGCAUGUACAACCACAUAAAAGGAGAGUCGGACGCCACCAGCUUUGCGCUUUACCCGCCGGAUGUGCUGCUGUAUUACAAUUACUCGCUGGUGCCACAGGCCAGCUGCAGGUCUUACUUUCAAGAGCUGGCAGAAGCCGACUUAUCCGUCUUCUCUUCGGUGCUCGGCGGGAUACCGAGCGUUCUGUUCGAUAAUGCCCGGAGGUGCCUGGGUAUCACCAACCCAAGCUUGACCGAGCCCGACAUAUCCGUGUUAGGAAACCUGUGUUGCACACUGGACAGCGCUUAUAUCAGCACCUCCGACGCAUCCAUCCUGGGGAAACUGCAGAACUGUGCGGAGCUCAGUGACGUCCAAGUCGCUGCAGUGGAAGCUCUUCUGCUCAGCGGGAACACGGAAUACGGUGCUUCAUCCAAUUGGACUAAAGCAACCUUGGAGGGUCUUGGAAUUUUACCUCUUUUCAUGACAUCCAACUUCUACGUCAACUUUGACCGAGAAACAAAGCGGAGUUUCUUGAAGGACUUGCUGAAAGUUCUCAGGGAAAACGGUGUGGACAGACAGAAGCGGAAGAGCCUCAAGAAAGAAAUCAGGAAGUCCAUUCCAAAGAAAGUCAAGCGCUCACUCGCGAACGAGUGCACGGUAGGCUACAUCACCCAGGUGACCAUCAGUGACGAGACCUUCCCCUUCGACUACGGCGACGUCAAUCAGUUCAACUGCUGCCUCAACGCCUCCACCGUCAGAGACAACCUGGACGGCAUCACGGACAAGGUGGACCAGGACGACUACCUCAAGAUCGUUCUGGAAAAGCUGCGAGAGGCGUAUGCAAACCACUCAGGCAUCCCGGAGGAUCAGGUACAACUCCUGGGACUUGCUUCACGUCAAGCCACCGUCGAUGAGAUCAACUUGUGGAACAUCACUCUGGUGGACACGCUGGCCUCCCUCAUGGAUUCCUCCGACGGGCCCUGGAACCCAAGCCUGGCUAAGCAGGUCAUCACCAAAUAUCUGAGUCACGACGGGAACACGCUCGGAAGCGCAGAGCUUGACGCCGUCGGACGAGACAAUCUGUGUUCCCUAGACGCUAAUGUCCUACAAACCAUUUCGGCACAAAGUCUCAGAAAUGCGAGCGUCUUGAAUGUGUCCAUCUGCACUCUGGUGAAAAAGCAAGUUCUAUUCAACAUCGCUUUCGAAGCUUUUGGAGGAACCACCCGCUCAACCGUUUCCAUAGCGGAGUACCAGCUCAUGAAGCCUUAUGUUGGGGGCGCACCACCAGAAUAUGUUAGUACUCUGGUGAACUCUGACGUCAACAUGAACCUGGAAACGUUCAUUUUGCUGUCUCCAUCCGUUGUUUUGGCCUUGAGUGUAGACGACGUUCGUGAUCUUCUCGGUACCCAGUUGCCAGACUUGAAAUUGUACGAAAACCAAGAGCUGGUGCAAGAAUGGAUCCGAAAGCAGAGGCAGUCGGAGCUCGACACACUAGGAGUGGACCUUCAAGGAGGCAUAGCUGACCCCACAGAAGCCCCCACAGAAGCCCCCACAGAUGACUCCAACCCACCAUCUUCCACACCUACGCCCAGCUCCAGUGGUACCCGUGUGAGAGCAGAGGCCGGCGCGCUCUCCCUUCUCAUCCUCGGCCUCCUCGUCACAUCUGUGUGACUGACUGACGCGUGAAUGGAUUGUAUCAUAUUAGAAAAUAUUGUAUCAGAAGAAUUCAGAGAUGAACCUUAACCCGGUGAUUCCCAACCAUUGAUCAUCAGGUGUACUGCGGGAUGUUAUACAAUUUCACUAAAUUGCUCGUUAAUAAUUACUUAUUAACGUCUUUGUUCAUCUAUCUAUGCCAGCAAUGUAUAGUGACAGGCAGGACAAUUAAAUGAUCUUCCACUAGAUGUAUCCUCCUGUUACCAUUCAUACAGUACAUGAGAAUAAUAGCUUUGUGUUCAAACUAAACAGGCCCAGAUUUCACAAGAAAUCAAUUUCUGAAUAAAUUGUGAUGACAUCAUCAACAUUUAAACACACAAUACACAGUAUUUUGUGUGACAUUUGUUUGGUGUGGUUAGAACGUUCUAAUGUAAAAUAUGUGCCUUGGCUUAAUAAAGCUUGCAAAACACUGA
Phyllopteryx taeniolatus (common seadragon) is the source of this 8299-nucleotide messenger RNA. RefSeq lists its product as uncharacterized. Lineage: Eukaryota; Metazoa; Chordata; Actinopteri; Syngnathiformes; Syngnathidae. The record is from RefSeq and is a predicted model, not a curated record. Gene Ontology annotation, biological process: cell-matrix adhesion. Bases 87 to 7844 code for a protein of 2585 amino acids. Gene Ontology annotation, cellular component: cell surface. The transcript has 65 exons.